Molecule: messenger RNA, 1041 nt
Organism: Synchytrium microbalum
Lineage: Eukaryota; Fungi; Chytridiomycota; Chytridiomycetes; Synchytriales; Synchytriaceae
Exons: 7
Coding region: 1-1041 (346 amino acids)
Biological process (GO): hormone-mediated signaling pathway
Cellular component (GO): plasma membrane
Molecular function (GO): protein binding
Source: RefSeq, a predicted model, not a curated record
AUGAUUACAUCACGAUCUCUCCUGAUCCCUGCUUCUCUGCUACUAUUCUCGUCUCUUACACAUGGUCUCGACAUUCCUGCUGAUAUCGUAACUCAAUGUAACGCGGCAUACACAUUUUUCAGCGAACUGGGAGUCUCUCAAAUACCAUGGCAGAUCGGUUCUGAUCAAUGCUGCUCUUACACCGGUGACAAAUGGCCAUAUGCUAGCCCAACUAACAGCAAUUCGUCGAUGCCUUUGGUCGGCUGUACGUUUCAGCAAGGAGUGAAAUAUAUCUGGGCGCUUCAAGCAACAAACGUGCCGGGAUGUCACGGCACUUUCUUCCCAUCACUGAAUGCUUUUCCAUGGUUGGAAUGGCUAAACAUUCAGAACUGUCAAUUAUUGAGUGUCAAUAUUCCAUUUGAGUCCAUCGGAUCCAGUGUUUCGGCAUUGCGAUUCCUGAUCCUGUCUGGACUGGGAAUGACUGGAAGCAUCACUGAUGAUCUCGCAAACAAUCUGUUCCGGGUGGAGCAAGUUGAUUUAUCAAACAAUAUGCUAUCUGGAUCAAUUCCGGAUUCCAUGGGCAGCAUUUCGACACUCAGAGACUUAGACCUACACAAUAACUCGUUGUCUGGAUCUGUGCCAUCCUCGUUCGCCAGAUUGUCGAAUUUGAUGAUUAUGGAGCUGCAACAAAACCAAAUAUCUGGUUCCCUACCUGACUUGUAUUCUCUUCCGUUGACACAAUGCUCACUGGCAGGAAACGACGUGUGCCUAGAAACUAAUGUGAUGGUUCCAAAUGCUUGUGGAAGCAUAAAAUCAUGUAUUUCUGCUGGGUCUGCAACUGGAGGUUCCGCCAAUUCUGUGACUAUUGGAGUGGCCCUUGGAGUGUCCAUUCCCGUUGUCGCUGUUGCUCUCGUCAGUGUGCUUGUCGCUGUUGUCGUUUUGGAUAAGAAACGUGGUCAAAAGGCCAUAAACCGCGAGUCAAUUGUAGCACAAAAGACGGCAGAGAUUCCUCUCCAUCAUUAUGAAAGGGCCUUCCCUCCUCCAGCCCCCGGUCGAACUUAA